This is a messenger RNA of Cannabis sativa, 1412 nucleotides long. RefSeq lists its product as uncharacterized. The transcript has a single exon. Lineage: Eukaryota; Viridiplantae; Streptophyta; Magnoliopsida; Rosales; Cannabaceae. The record is from RefSeq and is a predicted model, not a curated record. The coding region runs from base 230 to 1249 and encodes 339 amino acids.
AUAUAUUAGGAAGAAGAUGUGGAAGCACCAGAAGCUGCCACGUGACAUUUGUUUGUUUUUAAUAUUAUUUUUUCCAAAUUUUCAAAAGUGAGACACUGACACUAGGGACGGCUAUACAGUUUAUUUCUGCAGUAGUACACUGUACACACACCCCACCAUUUCCUCACCCUGAUCAACUUCAAUCUCAGCCCAUUUCCGCCAUUAACACAUCUUCACCUUCUCUCUCAUCAUGAAAUCUCAUCAACCAAAGCUCAAAACCCAACUCUUCUCUUGUGGCUUUUUCGGCCAUUGUACUCAAACAGUACUCAGCCCCACCAGUGCUACACCUCAUCCUCCUUCUCUCCCUCUCUCCUCUGCCGAACUACCUCCACCGCCGCCGCCAUCAACGUUUCCUCCGACCCAACCUAACCUUCAACCCGAAUCCGAAUCCUCUUCUUCCUCAACGUCUCAGAGCUUCACACAAUGGCGUUUCCCACUACCAAACUGUCCAGUUCGUAAUAUCAAUAUACGAUCCGAAUCCGAUUUAACACCGGAGGAAAGUGAUCAGACUGGUCACCAUUACGGCCCGCCACCUAUUUCUCCCACGAACCUCCAAGAAGUGUUCCACGCAGCUGAGCUCCAACUAAGCGUCGGGUCGGAUUCGGAUCAGUUAUCUGCCCUACAACUUCUAGAGAGAUCUCUGGUUCCCAACCCGCCGACCGAUCCUGAAUGCCCGCCGGAGUUGAUGCGCGGUGUAGUGGGGAGUUUAAUUUCUCAGGUUGGGGCGAAACCUGCGUCGAAGAUUUUGCUAGCUCUCUGCUUGGCGGAGCGAAACCGGAGAGUUGCCGUGGAGGCGGGAGCUGUAGCGGCGGUGAUCGAGUCAGCGCCCGAGUUGGAGGGAGCAGCGGCGGAGAGAGCAAUGGCGGCAUUGGAGCUCAUGUGCACUGUGGGCGAGGGAGCUGCGGCGGUAAGGGCACACGCGCUUGCAGUGCCAGUGAUGGUGACUAUGAUGGGGCGGAGUUCAGCUAGGGAAAAGGAAUACGCAAUAAGUGUGCUUGGGGUGAUUUAUGGUGGCGCGUGGGAAGGAGUGGCAGAGGCAGCAACGACUGCGCCCGCCGAAGAGGUGGCUCGUGCGGUGGAGUUGGCUUUGGAAGGUGAAUGCAGUGGUCGUGGUAGAAGAAAGGGUUUGCAAUUGCUGAAGACUUUGUACGAUAACACCAAGAAUAAUCAUCAUAACUCCCCCACCACCACCACUACUGCUCUCUCAUGAGUUUAAUUAAAAUUUACAUUUUCUUUAAUAAUUUUAAAAUUAAUGUCUUCUUAAUUUUUCUUUUUUAAGUUAAAAUGAGUUUUUUAUUGAUGGAAGUGUGGAGUUUCAUGUUGAAAAAUUACAAUUAAUGAUGCAUAAUUAAAUUAACUUUAACUUUAAACAA